UCUUUUUGUAAGCCCAACUACUAUCCAUUUUGUUUGUUUGUCGUGUUGCAUUUUGGUGACCUUCCUGGAGAUAAUACAAAGUCAAAUCACUUACAUGUAAUAAGAUAGAGCUCCCUGUCCUCUUCCACCAAAAAUUUGACAGAGUUGAACAGUUUAUGAGUUGAAUGGAAGUGGCUUCGAAUUUCCAAACUUUGUCUUUUGGACCAAGAAUCAGUCGACCCUACGCGAAUUUCGGGCACAUUGAGUUCAGAGGAUACAUAGCUUCAGCUCUUUCCAAUCUCAAAGGUGUUCAGAUUGAUCACCGCCUUCCUUCACCUUUUCAAAUGCAAUUCAAUGCAGUUUCAACUGGCAGAAUCAAAAUCAGGUCUGGAUAUUUGCCUGGUCAUGGUGCUUUUGAUUCAAAAAGUGGAAAUUUCACACCUUUAAGGCAAGGCCCCCGUUCACAUUCACUGAGACCAUACCGGGUCAUGAGUGAGGAUUCAGAAGGAACUUUGAGCGGUGAAAACAUCUUGCUAAAUGAGGAAAGCUUGGCACAGGAUCUAAAGAUUGCUAUAAAAGAGGAGAACUAUGCCCGAGCAGCGAAAAUUAGGGAUAGCCUCCGGCUACUCCAGGAGGACAGUAAAGCCUCUGUACUAGCAGCGAAUGCUCGCUUUUACAAUUCUUUCAGAAACGGAGACCUAGCUGCAAUGCAAACCCUCUGGUCAAACGGUGAGAAUGUUUGCGUCGUGCACCCUGGUGUUAGUGGCAUAACAGGGUAUGAUCUCGUAAUGGGAAGCUGGGAAUUCGUCUGGGCAGAAUAUGAUUUUCCACUUGAUAUCGAGAUCAGGGAUGUUCAAGUUCAUGUUAGAGGUGAUAUGGGGUAUGUUACAUGCAUUGAGAUGGUCAAAACUAAAGGCAGCAGCUGGGGAAAACAAUUUGCUACAAAUAUUUUCGAGAAGGUUAAUGCGCAAUGGUGUAUGUGUAUUCAUCACGCAUCGUAUAUCGACUUGUAAAAUGUGAACAAUAAAGCUCUUGUAGAGUUUGUGGAUAUUGAGUGUUGAAAGAGGAUGUUAGGCGCAGGAGUUUUGAAAUCUCGGCACAUAAAUUUUGAAGCUUUUCUUCUACUAUAGUUGUUUCGACCUAUUAUUAAUGUAUAAUAAUACUUUGCUAAUGAGUAGAGGUAAUGUGUGUAUGAUCA
Capsicum annuum is the source of this 1177-nucleotide messenger RNA. RefSeq lists its product as uncharacterized. The transcript has 4 exons. The coding region runs from base 165 to 992 and encodes 275 amino acids. Lineage: Eukaryota; Viridiplantae; Streptophyta; Magnoliopsida; Solanales; Solanaceae. The record is from RefSeq and is a predicted model, not a curated record.